CUUUCAGUCAGAUAUCUACUCUCUAUCAAAAUGGCACCACGCCGAACUCCAUCCGCGAACGCCGCCGACAACACCUCCAACACAGCCUCCAAACGAGGUCGCGGCGCCUCUGCCAGUGCCGAGCCUACUCUCCAAGCUGGAGCGCCCCAGGCCACUGCCAAAGUCACCAAGAAAGCACUAGCGAAGCGCACCGCGCGCUCUCGCACCGGAUCUGCAGUUCCAGAAGCUUCCGAUUUACCACUCGCACAGUCCGCUGAAGCUCCUCAGCAAGGUUCGUCACCCUCCAAAGCCAUCCAUCGCACCAUCUAAUAC
Messenger RNA from Mytilinidion resinicola, 312 nucleotides. RefSeq lists its product as uncharacterized. The coding region runs from base 31 to 309 and encodes 92 amino acids. The record is from RefSeq and is a predicted model, not a curated record. Lineage: Eukaryota; Fungi; Ascomycota; Dothideomycetes; Mytilinidiales; Mytilinidiaceae. The transcript has a single exon.